This is a messenger RNA of Trifolium pratense (red clover), 1923 nucleotides long. RefSeq names its product aspartyl protease family protein At5g10770. Bases 243 to 1679 code for a protein of 478 amino acids. Gene Ontology annotation, molecular function: aspartic-type endopeptidase activity. Lineage: Eukaryota; Viridiplantae; Streptophyta; Magnoliopsida; Fabales; Fabaceae. The record is from RefSeq and is a predicted model, not a curated record. Gene Ontology annotation, biological process: proteolysis. The transcript has 2 exons.
ACUUACAACAAAAUCCAAGCACAAGACAUCUUUUUUUUCUUUUCUCAAUAUGUGCACGUGAAACCCCAAUAAUUCCUCAUGCACAAGUGGGGUAUACAAAGACAGCACUUCCUCUUUUGUUCUCAUGCCAAAUUCCACAAACUCAGAAUCUCCUCUCUUUUUCCUCUCUCACUCUCAAAUGUUUCUUCUUAAUUAGUCUUACUACUUCCCUUCAAUUUUUCUCUUACUCUUGUCACAAAUUCAUGGCUAUGAACAUAGCUUUGUUGCAAUUUUUUCUGUCCUUUGUUUCCUUUUACUUCAUUAUAUCAAAUGGGGUUUGUUCAUUUGAACAGAAGAACAUUUUCAAAGUGGAAAUGUUGCAGAGGAAGCAUCAAUUUGGUAGCAAGAGUUGCAUCCUUCCAGAAUCAAGAAAGGAGAAAGGAGCUAUUAUCCUAGAAAUGAAGGAUAGAGGUUAUUGCUCAAAGAGGAAAAUCAAUUGGAACAGAAAGCUUCAGAAACAGUUAGUAUUAGAUAAUCUCCGUGUCCAUUCGAUGCAAAACAGGAUUCGGUCAAAGGUCUCUAACCACAGUUUAGAACAAUCAUCAGAAAUCCAAAUUCCAUUAGCUUCUGGUAUAAAUUUGGAAACCUUAAACUACAUUGUGACAAUGGGAUUAGGUAAUCAGAACACGACUGUGAUAAUCGAUACCGGAAGUGACUUAACAUGGGUUCAAUGUGAUCCAUGUAUGUCAUGUUAUAAUCAACAAGGACCUGUAUUCAACCCUUCAAAUUCCUCUUCCUAUAAAUCAUUACUGUGCAAUUCAUCAACAUGUCAAAAUCUUCAAUCUGCUACAGGAAAUACAGAAGCAUGUGAAUUUAAUAAUCCAUCAAGCUGUAACUAUUCUGUUAACUAUGGUGAUGGAUCAUUUACUGAUGGAGAGCUAGGAGUUGAGCACCUUAGUUUUGGAGGUAUUUCAGUGAGUAAUUUUGUAUUUGGUUGUGGUAGGAACAAUAAAGGUUUAUUUGGUGGAGUUUCUGGUCUAAUGGGAUUAGGAAGAAGUAAUCUUUCAUUGAUAUCUCAAACCAAUACUACAUUUGGAGGAGUUUUCUCCUACUGUUUACCAACAACAGAAAAUGGAGCUUCUGGAUCAUUAGUUAUAGGUAACGGGACAUCGGCUUACAAAAAUCUUACUCCAAUUGCUUACACAAAGAUGGUUUCGAAUCCGCAGUUAUCAAACUUUUAUAUACUCAAUCUCACCGGCAUAGAUAUUGGCGGUGUGGCUCUGCAAGAUACAAGCUUUGGCAAUGGUGGCAUUCUAAUUGACUCGGGGACGAUAAUCACAAGACUAGCUCCAUCUCUCUACAAUGCUUUAAAGGCAGAGUUUUUGAAACAGUUUACUGGUUACCCUGUUGCACCAGGGAUUUCAAUAUUGGAUACCUGUUUUAAUCUCACCGGGGUUGAGGAAGUUAGCGUACCUAACUUAAGUAUGCAUUUUGAAGACAAUGUUGAGCUGAAUGUUGAUGAAACUGGUAUAUUGUAUAUGACAAAAGAUAAUUCACAAGUUUGUUUGGCACUUGCAAGUCUUUCUGAUGAAAAUGACAUGGCUAUCAUUGGGAAUUAUCAGCAAAGGAAUCAGAGGGUUAUUUAUGAUGCCAAACAGUCCAUAAUUGGAUUUGCAAGGGAGGAAUGUAGUUUCACUUGAGUAGAAAAUUUUGCUAUAAUAGUGUCUUAUAUGGACACAAUUCUUCAUAGCAGAAUUAAGCAAAUGGUUUCUGCGAAAAAAUACUUCCAGUUUUUUCUACUCUGAAUAUUUUAUAUAUAUACACUAUCAUAAGAAUGACAUUUAUCAGGUUUAUCCUAGGUAUAUCGUUCUAUUGGCUUAACUGUAUUUCACGAUUCAUUAUGAUUAAUGAAUUAUUUGAACAUCAGAAUCCCUUUAUUAGCAG